AUGGCUACGCCGUUUCGCAUCGAUGUCGAAGCUAAGGAUUCGGGGUUGUUGGGACUGAAACUGCGGAAUGAGGAGGCGGCCAAGGUCACGGAGCUGCUUCAGAAGGAUCUUGAGACACACCACGUCUUCUUCAACGUCGAUGGUUAUCAUGACCACAUCGUCCACCACCUCCUCACACUCUACGGCACCGGGGCGAGUGCCCAGGACUUGCAGAAGGCCUACGACGCCAACGACUCAUACCAACUGAAGGCUAUGAAACCUCGCGACGAAGUCGUUGACCAACUUUCAAAAGACUGGGAUGCCGCCAAGGACUACGUCGGCAAGGGACGACAGUAUGCGUCGUUCCUACGCUUCUUCCAAGGCGAGAUCGAGAAGCUGGGGUGCGAGGCGGUGCUCAUGGAGUAUCUCUUCAAGGACGAUAAACGGGGACGCGACAUGCAAAGCCGUCUGUUUGGAGGCCUGCUUCACCCCUUAAUCCAGCUCAUGUACGGCCUCGAGUGGGAACAGCCAGCAACCAUCGCCUCGGGCCUCGCUCAAAUCUCCAUCCACGACAACGGCCUGCACGAGUUCCUCACCCGCUCUCAAGCCGACGCCGCUGCCAGGCCAGACUCUUACCAGAUGGGUUCCAUCAUCGACCUCUACGCCCAAAUCGCUCCGAACCAGAAGCUUGCGUCGAGCGCUCGCUGGGAGGACCGCAACCGCAUCUACGACGGCGUGCUGAAACGCGCCCCUGACGAAAUGGUUGAGUUGGCGAGCCAGGUUCAAGUGAGGCCGGAAGAAUUGGAGGAACGCACGGCAGAGAUGUUGCAUACGGCGGCGUAUGUUGUUGCUUCGGCAGCAUUUCAUCCUCCUCAUGUCCCCAAGUUUGACUUCUUCCUUACACACCACGUCACAUCCGCGCCCUUCUUCCUCACCCUCAACAAGCUCCCCUGGGUACCCACCGCCGUCAAAGUCCGCCUCCUCGAAUCCAAGAUCCGCAUGGACCUCUUGCAAUACGUCGCCCGCGGCUGUCCGGCGCUGCACGCGGACUCGCUCUUCGACUACACGCCCAAAGACGCGUCGUCGCUCGUCGCCAGGCCUGAAGAGCUGCUGCCCCGGAUCCAUACCAUCGUCGACGACGGGCACACCGUCAAGCUCUCCCGCGCGCUGCUGCUGGCGCAACGCGUAUCGCAACCGUACCAAGAUCGGCCGUGGAUACGGAUCCCGGAUGACGAUGCGUGGGUGAGGGCGCAGUAUCUGCUGUUGGAUGGAAAUGAGCAUUGGGAGGUCAAGUGGGUGAGAGCGGGCGGCUUUGAGGAGGCAUGGGAGGAAAUUCCAAAGGAGUAA
Ilyonectria robusta is the source of this 1326-nucleotide messenger RNA. RefSeq lists its product as uncharacterized. Gene Ontology annotation, molecular function: oxidoreductase activity. NCBI's taxonomy places the organism in Eukaryota, Fungi, Ascomycota, Sordariomycetes, Hypocreales, Nectriaceae. Bases 1 to 1326 code for a protein of 441 amino acids. The record is from RefSeq and is a predicted model, not a curated record. The transcript is spliced from 5 exons.